Delphinapterus leucas (beluga whale) is the source of this 1803-nucleotide messenger RNA. NCBI's taxonomy places the organism in Eukaryota, Metazoa, Chordata, Mammalia, Artiodactyla, Monodontidae. The record is from RefSeq and is a predicted model, not a curated record.
AUGGAAGAAAGUGAUGAAUCUGAUCACCCUAUCUCAGCAGGGAGGCAAGAAAUUUGAAAGAGAAGAUGACCCAGCAUUUAUCUACCAUUGGUAGAUACCAUUUAUCUACCAAUGGUAGAUAAAUCCCAGCAGACUGAAGUGACAGAGAAAAAGAAACAUUUGCCUAUACCACAAUCAUCUGGCCCCAAAGGUACCCUUAGUAUUGGUAAUAUUCCUGGAAGCAAAUUCAACUAUGAAUGUCAUAGAGUAUCUUCUCAACUUCAGCAAACUUGGACAAAGAGAAAGCAUGUACAUGAUAUGACUGAUAAAUCUCUGCAGACAGAAACUGCUGCAGAAGAGAAAGAAGAAAUCAAGUCAGUUUGUGAAACAGUGGUAUCUGAAGAAAAGCCAGCUAUUGGAGAAGCAGCCCCUGAAUUUCCAGAGGGUGUUCAGGAAGUAGAAAUUCCACCAGCAGACAGACACUCAGUUCAACUCAAAACAGACAGAUCCCAGCAGACCAGUUGUACUGGAGACUGGACAAUGAUGAACAUUCCUUAAAAAGAAAAAAAAAAAACAAAAGAAAAAGUAGACAAGGAAGAGCAGACAAACUUUAGUGAAUCAGAAAUAGUGGUUAUUGGCUGGCCAAGUAAUCUGUUUUCAAAGUCAAAGGAAGGUGCACAGACAAAGUCCUCAGGGAAGAAUUUUGUUGCUGAACAUCCUGAAUUUCAACCCACAACAAGUAACAACGAAGAAAUUAGGCAGCAAAGUAUUAACAGAGUUUUAUCUAUUCCACCAACCAAAAAUGAUGCUCCAGUACUUUUAGAAGAUGGGAAAGAUGUUCCAGCUGAAGUACAGCCUCCCACUGCAGAAGAGAGCUCUGCUGAAGUGCAACUUCCACUAGCUGAGGAGAUUACUGCAGAAGAGGCUGCUGAAGUUCAGCCUCCAGCAGCUGAAGAGGCUCCUGUUGAAGUACAGCCUUCCCCAACAGAAGAGGCUCCUGGAGAUGAGGCUCCUGCUAAAGUAGAGCCCACCUCAGCUGAAGAGACUCUUUUAAAAGAGCCUUCUGCUGAAGUUCAGCCUUCAGCAGCUGAAGACGCUCCUACACAAAAGGUCCCAAAACUUCAAAUUUCACCAGCUGUGGAGUCCCCUGAAGAAGAGGCCCCAGCUGAAAUUGAGUCUCCUCCAGCUGAGGUGGUCCCUGCUGAGCUUCAGUCUCUACCAGUUGAGGAGGCCCCUGCAGAGAAGUCCUCUGCCAACAUUCAGUCUCCACCCACUGAGGAGACCUCUGCAGAAGAGGUCCCAGAAGAAGUUCAGUCUCUGCCAGCUGAGGACACCCCUGCAGAAGAGGCCUCCACCAAAGUUCAGUCUCCACCAGCUGAGAGGACCCUUGCAGAAGAGGCUGCAGCUGAACUUCAACCUCUACCAGCAGAGGAGGCUUCUGCAGAGGAGGCCCCUGCUGAAUUUCAGCUUCCAUCAACUGAAGAAACUACUUCGGAAAUGUUCUCUGUUGACAAACAGUCUUCACUAGCUGAAGAGUCCUUUAUUACACAAAUCUCUGUAAAAGAAACCUCUGCUGAAGUUCUGCUUCCACCAUCUGAGCAAACACCUGCAGAUGAAGCUCUGGUAGAGAAUGUGUCUAGGGUUUAUCAGUCUCCCCAGGCAGCAGACAUCCUGGUGGUAAAAUUAGGAUCAGGGGUUUUGGAAGAUAAGCCAAAAUCUGAAGAGCCUUUAGAAUGGGAUACAGUUCCUGAAGAUUCAUCUGAUACCAAGAAUGAAGAGGUUUCGAUUAAAAUAAAGGGUGUCAUCCAUAUAGAACUGGAAUAG